This is a messenger RNA of Amaranthus tricolor (Joseph's coat), 1215 nucleotides long. RefSeq names its product replication protein A 70 kDa DNA-binding subunit B-like. The record is from RefSeq and is a predicted model, not a curated record. NCBI's taxonomy places the organism in Eukaryota, Viridiplantae, Streptophyta, Magnoliopsida, Caryophyllales, Amaranthaceae. The coding region runs from base 1 to 1215 and encodes 404 amino acids. The transcript is spliced from 8 exons.
AUGAAAUUCAGUAAUCGGACUGUAGGUCAAGCUAUAGGUUCCUCUUCAAAAGCUUCCGGUCCGAUGUAUCAUUCAAUAGCAACUAUUCCAAGAACAACAGGUUCUUAUGAUACAUUUGAUAUAAUUGGUGUUGUUCUUUUCAUUGGAGACAAGCGCAUGGUAAAAGGUGCAUUUGAGAAACAAAAUAGCGUGUCAGAAAUUAUUAUCACUGAUCAUAGCUCACAUCAACCCUUAACUGUGUCGGCAUGGAAUGAUAUGGCAGACUUCUUUAAAACAAAGCCUGCUGAAAAUCAAAUCAUUGGUUUCACAUCUCUAAGGGUUACAUCACACAAUGUAUACUUACUAUCAUAUUUUGUUCUUUGUUUUGGCCUAUCAACUACGAUGUCAUUUUUAAUCAUUCCAACACCAACUGGUGACAAGGCAGAUUCUCUAAGCCACUGGUCCUCUUCUCAUGGAUCCUUGCUUCACGGGCGUAAAACACAAAUCCUGAAGACCCGCAUGCUCUUAAACGAAAGGCAGUUAACCAUAAUUGCCUUCAUCAAAAGCAAGACGGCAGCAAAUACUAUCCAAGAAGAGCAAUAUUGGAUAAAAGCAUUGCUCGAGAAUUGUAGCUACAAUGAUAAAAGAAAAUUUAUAGGGUGUGAUCAAUGCAAUAAAAAGACAGACAAUGAAAGGAAUGCAGUUUUUGAAUGUCCAUGGUGCCACAAGAAAGAGAGCGUCGCUAAGCCACGAUUAGCGCUCACUUUCGACGCCCACGAUAGCACAGACUCUAUCCAACUAACUGCAUUCAAUGACACCAUAGCAGAAUUCUUUGGAAAAACAAUCGAUGAACUAUAUAGUCCAGCUACUUAUGAACAUAUUGAAUCUUAUCAAGACAUUGCUCAAUCCCUACGAGUGAAACCGAUUGAGAUACAGUUGGGUUCAACUGUCGCUUUAUCCAAAAGUGGUGUGCUAAAGUGGGUUCUAAAAUCGAUUGCAAUUGCACGAGAUACUUCAACAAACCCACAACACUUGGCCUGCAAGUCGUCUGACACUCAUUCAUCACAAGAAAGUAUACCCGCUCAACUAACUGAUGCUACUUCUUUACAUGCUCCAGAACCAUCAUCUGCAUCACAUAAAGUAGAGACCGAUACUCAUUCAUCAGAGCAAAUUGUACCAGCUUCAUUGACUAUUGCUCCUUAUGAUCCCAACCAUCAUCUGCAUCAAAGAAAGUAG